CAGCACUUUAUUGCCAUUUUAUAUUUAUAUUGAUAAUCUAAAUCGCGAGGCACCAUCUAUAAUUGAGGAUUCAAGGCCAGAACCCAGUUGGCCGCAGAAUGCAACGAUUGAGUUCCGUAAUUACAAUAUGUACUACCGCUCAUAUUUGGAAAUGGUCAUCAGGGACCUUACAUUCACUGUUGGUAAAAACGAGAGGAUUGGCAUUGUAGGCCACACAGGUGCAGGCAAGAGCUCGGUCCCAUACGCACUGGUGGGCUUGGCUGAACCGGCUAGCGGCCAAAGCAUCAUCGACGGUGUUGUCAUUUCGACCAUCGGACUGCAGGACCUCCGGUCGCACAUUGCCAUCAUCCCAGAAGAUCCAGUGUUGUUUGAAGGAGUCAUCCCCAAUAACCUUAAUACAGCCAACAAGCAUACUGACAACGAGGUUUGGGCAGCUAUUAACGCGGACCAAAUCAGCAAUAUUCUCUAUACUCCGACAGAAAAGACUCUGCUUUGGCGGCGCAAGAUUAUCCUUCUGGAUGAAACAACGGUCAAUAUGGGUACCAAAACCGACCAAAUCAUGCAAGAUGUCGUCCGCCACGAGUUCAAGGAAUGCACCAUGCUAACCAUUGCACAUUGUCUGGGCACUAUAAUGAACAGCGACCGAAUUCUGGUGAUGGACUACGGCCAGAUAGCAGAGUUCGACACGCCCGGCAAUAUAUUUACUGACAAGAACAGCUAUUUCUUGCAGUUGGUCAAGAGCGUGGAACUCAACCAUGUAUACCCCAUUGAACAUAUUGUAUCCAAAAACUAA
Messenger RNA from Kickxella alabastrina, 793 nucleotides. RefSeq names its product P-loop containing nucleoside triphosphate hydrolase protein. Lineage: Eukaryota; Fungi; Kickxellomycota; Kickxellomycetes; Kickxellales; Kickxellaceae. The record is from RefSeq and is a predicted model, not a curated record. Gene Ontology annotation, biological process: transmembrane transport. Gene Ontology annotation, molecular function: ATP binding; ATPase-coupled transmembrane transporter activity; ATP hydrolysis activity. The transcript has 3 exons. Gene Ontology annotation, cellular component: membrane. The coding region runs from base 128 to 793 and encodes 221 amino acids.